Staurois parvus is the source of this 450-nucleotide messenger RNA. Lineage: Eukaryota; Metazoa; Chordata; Amphibia; Anura; Ranidae. The record is from the annotation of a GenBank genome assembly.
GUGCGCUGUGUCCUCAGACACAGUGAAUCACCGAUCAACGGAAAGAGCCGAAGAUGUCGGCUCGGUCAUGUGAUCAGCUGUGUCCAAUCACAGCUGAUCACAUCAGUGCCACCUGUCAGUGUCCAUCAGUGCCAUCUGCCAGUGCUCAUCAAUGCCAUCUGCCAGUGCCACAUCAAUGCCACAUAUCAGUGCCUACCAGUGCACAUCAAUGUCACAUAUCAGUGCCCAUCUGAGCUGCCUUUCACUGUUACCUAUCAGUGCCACCUAUCAAUGCCAGUCAGUGCUACCUAUCAGUGCUGCCAAUCAGUGCCAGUCAGUGCUGCCUAUCAGUGCCGCCUAACAGUGCCAGUCUGUGCUGCCUAUCGGUGCCAUAUGAGUGUUGCCUUUCAGUGCCCAUCAGUGAUGUCUGUCAAUGCCCAUCAGUGCCACCUACCAGUGCCUCCUCAUCAG